Molecule: messenger RNA, 455 nt
Organism: Anopheles cruzii
Lineage: Eukaryota; Metazoa; Arthropoda; Insecta; Diptera; Culicidae
Exons: 1
Coding region: 6-437 (143 amino acids)
Source: RefSeq, a predicted model, not a curated record
ACUGCAUGAUAGCCUUCGACCUGCGAACGCCAAUAGCCCAUCAGCACCUUCCGGAAAGCUGCCGACAGUCGCUGGAAAAAAUUCUUCCUACGUACGUAAACAUAAAGCGUUUUCUCGACCAAUUCGUUGAUAAUGGACUUGAAGUGCAAGCACAAGCCGCACUGAAAGACGCCUUUGCUACGAUGCUGCAAAAUGGCGAGGAAAUGAUGCGGGAAGAACUUCGCGAUCCGGACAACAUCGCCAGCCCACCGCACAUCAGCAUACCGCAUGCGAUACCCGUCGAUAUAAGGCGUGAAAUACUACGCAACAUGCUCUACGGGCAUCACUUCCGCCCCACGCCCAUGUUACGGAUGCAACUCCAAAGUUACCGCAACCAAUUGAUGCGCGCCAGAAAUUUUCCGGCUGCCUACUGGAUCGAUCGUUUACUGGCAGUGUAGAUGGGGAUGCUGAAAGAG